GUAUGGCAGCCACCACAAAUUAGAAAAAGCAAUAUUUUUCUCUUCAAAAAACUCGAAAAUUGUGAUGUCUCUGGGUGUUUUGGGGAAAUUUAUUCAUUAGAAUGGGGCAGACGACCACAAAGAUUGCUAAGAAGGUGACUAAUUAUUGGUAUGGCGACGAGACUGGCAGCGCUGAGGAGAUGAACAGCCUUGCCAUUUCCAGAUUUGGAGCAACUCCGUUUGUUUACAAAAGAAGAGGAUCAAUGUACUUUGAUGAAGAUGGCGACCUCGCCCAUGAGUUCUAUGAGGAAGUGUCAUAUGAUGGUGAAGAUGACAGUCCUAGAACCUCCAUGCUUAGAAUACAAUCUCAUCAUUUACGCCCACAGGGUGAAGUUGACCUUCCCAUUCCGCGCAUCAACUACAACCUGCCGUUCAUAAUCUGCGAGGCACCACCUAGAUGACUAGUCCGGGAUAGGAUGGAUAGCGGGGAUGCACAAUCCACAGAUAGUGAACUUUACAGACGACCACCGCCACAAGCCACUGCUUCUGGCAGUGUGCCAAGCUCAAGAGCACGGCAAUCAAAAACUAAUAGUGGCAAGAAAAAGAAGAAAAAAGCGAGAUGAGAUGAUAAUUUCUGUUGGCUAUUUAUUAAUGGAGAUGAUUGUAUUCGUUUGGAAUUAUUUAUUUUCUUCCAUAUUGGUCAAAGCUUGAUUGUUCAACAGAUUAACAAUGAUAUAUUGACCAUAUCUACUUGACUUUCAUUGAGACUCGAGAGCUUAUCUGAGGAAGAUGCUGCCAAGAUGCAAAAACAGUAACUUUUGGUUUGAGUCCUUUGAACUGGUACAAGACUGUUUCUUAUAAAAAAUUGGAUCAGCUUAUGAAGCGCACCACCAAGGCCUAAGUAUUCACUCGGCCAACUACAUGUACAUGUAGUUAUCACUUUGCCCAGGGCACACUGUACAGUCACACUUGCUGCUUUUUCUCUGCAAUUCGGGUGUGUAUGGUGUCUGUUGUGGGGACGACUUGGGAAUAAGUCUGUGUUCAUUAUCAUGGAAAUACAGGCAGGACGUCCAUAAUUGGUAUUGCGCUCUGAUACUUGUCUGUCUUAAGAUAACUUAUUUACUUAGCUGUGACAGGAUUGUUUAUUAGGCCAUCUAAAAUGGGAGAAAAUGUCUAACUGCCUCUGUAUAAACGUUAAGAUUUAGGUCUGUCAUCUUUUGUUGAGUUGAUUUCAUAGACAUUAUGAGAUAUUGGUGAUUGUGAUUGACAGUGUUAUAAUUGUCAUAUCAAAUGUUGUCGUCAUGUUUUCAGUGUAGAGUCAGGAGUGUCAGUUGGAGAGGGGGGGGGGCAUGCAGUUGAAAGAAAGAAAGAUUUUGCAAACUUUAGCACCAACUUUGUUUUGAAAGUAUUGUGUUUAUAGUAGGUAGUUCAAGGGUAAAAUACGGCUUGAUAUAAGGAAGCCAUUCGAUAGCAAACCAUAGGACUUUAUUGUUUGGAUUUUGUUUUUUGCUCUAAAAUGAAGAUGAGAGUUUGGUUGAAAAUACGAUAUCACAAUUUUUGAGUUAGCUGAGGCUUAUGCUUAUAAACUUUCAAAAGUACUAUAACUUCAUUGAACCAAAUUGAAGCCGAAUACUGAAGCCAGGUUGAUUUUGUUGGCCAAAGAAAGUGUGGAAUGGAAUGGAAUUUUCGGAACUAAACCUUCCAAAGGUGAUAUUAAAACCAAUAAAAAACACCAUGUUACUUUGCCCUUAUUGUGAAUUGUGAAAUAUAUUGUGUAAUUAUUUAAAAUUAUUGA
This is a messenger RNA of Lineus longissimus, 1774 nucleotides long. Its product is annotated as tumor suppressor candidate 2-like. The coding region runs from base 102 to 440 and encodes 112 amino acids. NCBI's taxonomy places the organism in Eukaryota, Metazoa, Nemertea, Pilidiophora, Heteronemertea, Lineidae. Gene Ontology annotation, biological process: regulation of mitochondrial membrane potential. The transcript is spliced from 3 exons. The record is from RefSeq and is a predicted model, not a curated record. Gene Ontology annotation, cellular component: mitochondrion.